UUGAACGAAAGUCCGGCGUGGCUUCGGGGAGGACGGCGGGUUACCCUCAGUGCAGCCUCUCGGAUCGCAGCAGAGGAACGGUGCAGCCCGGCUGCUGCCAGCGCUGACGUUUGGAUUGCCUGGCUAAUCUCGUUACGGGGACGGAUGAGCGGAGUGCAGGCGCGCAGGGCUGCAACAGUGCAAAAGUAGCAGAGCAUCCUUAUUCGUUUACCCAUUAACGUCCUUUGUGAUUUCCAGAAGCAUUAGGAGCUCCUUUCUGGAGGAGCUGCGAUUCCCUCCUGCAGUGCUGCCGGAGUGCUCCGUGUUCUGCUGCUGAGCUUGGGCUGAGGCUGCAGCGGAGAACUCCCAGGCUCAGGGCAUGUCCAUGGGAGCCACCUGAGCCAUUGGGUUUUGGGGUCCUGGGAUAUCCUACAGCCCCCCCAAAGAGGCCAUGGAGCCCGGUGGCGAUGGUGCCAAUGCCAGCUCCUCUGGGCUGGCCCUGCAGAGCCGCCCCAACGGCAGCACACAGUUCACUGGGGUGCAGCUCAUCCAGUCCUUCAAGCCCCUCAUCAUCCCCUGCUAUGCCCUGGUGGUCCUGAUUGGCAUCUUCGGCAACUACCUGCUGCUCUACGUCAUCUGCAAGAGUAAGAAGAUGCACAACGUCACCAAUUUCUUCAUUGGGAACCUGGCCUUCUCGGACAUGUUGAUGUGUGCCACCUGCGUGCCCUUCACCCUGGCGUACGCCUUCAACCCGCAGGGAUGGAUUUUUGGGAAGUUCCUGUGCUACUUUGUAUUCCUGAUGCAGCCCAUGACAGUCUAUGUCUCUGUGUUCACACUCACAGCCAUCGCAGUUGACAGGUACUAUGCCACUGUGCACCCUCUGAAGAAGCGCCUGUCGCUCACCAGCUGCAUCUACGUGGUGGGGGCCAUCUGGCUGCUGUCCUGUGCUCUGGUGGCCCCUGCUGUGGCCCACACGUACCAUGUGGAGUUCCAGCAGCAGGGCUUUGCCAUCUGCGAGGAGUUCUGGAUGGAGCAGGAGGAGCAGCGCCUGGCCUACGCCUACAGCACGCUGAUUGUCACCUACAUCCUGCCUCUCUCUGCUGUCUCCCUGUCUUACCUGUGCAUCUCUGUGAAGCUGCGGAACCGCGUGGUGCCCGGGCAUCCCACGCAGAGCCAAGCUCAGUCUGACCGCUUGAGGAAGAGGAAGAUUUUCCGCCUCAUCGUGCUGGUGGUGGCUGCUUUCGGGGUGUGCUGGCUGCCCAUCCACGUCUUCAACAUCAUCCGUGACAUCGACAUCGACCUCAUCGACAAGCAUUAUUUCCUGCUCAUCCAGCUGCUGUGCCACUGGUUUGCUAUGAGCUCCGCCUGCUGCAACCCUUUCCUCUACGCCUGGCUGCACGACCGCUUCCGUGGGGAGCUGCGCAAGAUGUUCUCCUGCGAGCCACGAAUCCUCCCAGCCAGCCACUGUGCUGCUGCUGUGCUCUGAGCUUGGCUCCGGCACUGGGGUGUUGUAGUCCUGAAUGAAUGAAAUAAGGCCCUGGGAAAGCCAGGAGGAGUUUGGUUGGGUUGUAAUUAGCUGCCUGUCGCGUUAAUUUAAUAGCAUGACUUCCAUUAAAUCCAG
This is a messenger RNA of Lagopus leucura (white-tailed ptarmigan), 1600 nucleotides long. RefSeq names its product prolactin-releasing peptide receptor-like. Gene Ontology annotation, biological process: G protein-coupled receptor signaling pathway. Lineage: Eukaryota; Metazoa; Chordata; Aves; Galliformes; Phasianidae. The coding region runs from base 431 to 1465 and encodes 344 amino acids. The transcript is spliced from 3 exons. Gene Ontology annotation, cellular component: plasma membrane; neuron projection. Gene Ontology annotation, molecular function: neuropeptide Y receptor activity; neuropeptide binding. The record is from RefSeq and is a predicted model, not a curated record.